Messenger RNA from Mercurialis annua (annual mercury), 1443 nucleotides. RefSeq names its product probable sarcosine oxidase. Lineage: Eukaryota; Viridiplantae; Streptophyta; Magnoliopsida; Malpighiales; Euphorbiaceae. The record is from RefSeq and is a predicted model, not a curated record. The transcript has a single exon. Gene Ontology annotation, molecular function: flavin adenine dinucleotide binding; sarcosine oxidase activity. Bases 147 to 1382 code for a protein of 411 amino acids.
UUCAAUAUCAGCAUGCAAUUGGAUGAUUUCUUUCUUUAUUAGUAGUAUAUACCAACUGGCUCUCGUCAAAAUAUUCACUCCAACAACUGCCUCACUCUCAAUAAAGAUCCCACUAAUAUCACUAUCUACACACAAAGAAACUAAACAUGGCAUAUUCCGGCGAUGAAUUUGAUGUGGUAGUGAUCGGUGGAGGCAUCAUGGGCAGUGCCACUGCCUAUGAGCUAGCCAAACGAGGUCAAAAAACGCUUGUGCUCGAACAAUUCGAUUUCUUGCACCACCGCGGCUCGUCCCACGGCGAGUCACGCACCAUCCGAGCCACCUAUCCGGAGGAUUAUUACUGCGCCAUGGCCAUAGAGUCUUACAAGCUUUGGGAGGAAGCUGAGUCGGAGAUGGGCUUCAAAGUUUAUUACAAAGCUCAGCAGUUCGAUAUGGGUCCUUCGGAUAACAAGAGUCUUCUUUCGGUCAUCUCUAGCUGCAGCAGAAAUUCACUUUCUUGUCAAAUUCUUGACAGUCAACAAGUGGCUGAGAAAUUUUCCGGUAGGAUUAACAUACCGGAGAAUUGGAUCGGGGUGUCGACUGAACUCGGUGGAAUAAUAAAACCCACAAAAGCUGUGGCUAUGUUUCAGUCACUUGCAAUCAGGAACGGUGCAAUUUUAAGAGAUAAUAUGGAGGUGAUUAGCAUGGACAGGGAUGGAGCGAAAGGUGGAUUAUGGGUGUUAACUGCUAAUGGUGAAAAGUUUUGGGGUCAAAAAUGUAUUAUUACAGCUGGAGCAUGGGCUAAAAAGUUGGUCAGAACAGUGAGCGGUGUUGAAUUGCCUAUAAAGGCGUUAGAAACUGCGGUGUGUUAUUGGAGGACAAAGGAAGGGCAUGAGAAGGAGUUUGGUUUAGGUGCGGAAUUUCCGACAUUCGCUAGCUACGGUCAGCCUUACAUAUACGGUACACCUACAUUGGAGUUUCCGGGAUUGAUAAAGAUUGCUGUGCACGGAGGAUGUGAGUGUGAUCCGGACAAAAGGCCGUGGGGAACUGUCUCUUCCAUGGAUUCUUUGAAGGAAUGGAUUCAAGAGAGAUUUUCCGGGAUAGUCGAUAAUGGUGCGCCGGUUGCUACUCAGUUGUGCAUGUAUUCAAUGACUCCAGAUGAAGAUUAUGUGAUAGAUUUUCUUGACGGGGAGUUUGGAAAAGACGUGGUGAUCGGAGGUGGAUUUUCCGGUCACGGGUUCAAGAUGGCUCCCAUUGUGGGUAGGAUUCUGGCGGAUCUUGCACUUCAUGGGGAGACAAAGGGAGUGGAUUUGAAGUAUUUUAGCAUACAAAGAUUCGAAGACAAUCCUCGAGGAAAUUUGAAAGACUAUGAAGAACAAGUAGGAUGUUCUUCCAAUCAUAAGUAGAUGAAAUAAUAUGUAUCUAUCAGAUUUUCAUUCAAAUAAAUCACUUUUAUUAUUACAUAAA